GAUUGGCUGCCGCGGUGUCAACCUGCUGCUGCAGCUUCUUCUUCUUAUCUGAACUCACACUCGUUACAAUCUCCUGUUGUUCUCUCUCUCUCCUCCCGCUGCACGAGCUCCUUCAUCUUUGAAUUGUUUUGUUUCCCCACGAGAGCAUUUUGUUUAUUUAUUAUUAUUUUAAUUUUGUGUCCCUGGAUGUUUUGGUGCAGAGGCUGAAGUUUGAAUCCUGAGAUUUGAAGAUGGAUGAUUUCAUCGCGGGAUGGAUCGGCGGAGCGUCCAGUGUGGUUGUCGGUCAUCCUCUCGACACAGUCAAGACGCGACUCCAGGCAGGAAACGGUUAUAAGAACACGCUCCACUGCAUCCUCACCAUCUACAGGAAGGAAACGGUCAUGGGUUUUUUUAAGGGCAUGUCUUUCCCGCUGGCGAGCGUCACCGUCUACAACUCUGCCGUGUUCGGCUUCUUCAGCAACACGCAGAGACUCAUAAGCAAGUAUCGCCAUGGCGACGGGAGGCAUCCCUGCGACAUGCUGGACCUGACCGUGGCCAGCAUGUUGACCGGACUCAUGUCGGUGAGCCUCGGCGCCCCUGUGGACCUGGUCAAGAUCCGACUGCAGAUGCAGACGCAGGCCGUGCUCGCAGAGAACUUGAGUCUCGCUGGCAGCAUGUCAAAUGGCACCAACAUCCCUCUGGGCUCCGUCAACAUGCCCAACCAGAAACUGUACCGCGGGCCCAUCCACUGCAUCAGCAGCAUCCUGCAGACCGAGGGCCUCCCGGGCCUGUACAGAGGAGCCGGGGCCAUGAUCCUGAGGGACGUUCCAGGAUACACACUCUACUUCAUCCCCUACGCCAUGAUCUGUAACCUGCUGACGCCGGACCCCUCGUCCACUCCUCACCCGUGUUCUAUCUGGCUCGCUGGAGGACUGGCAGGCUCCAUUUCCUGGGUCACGGCAACGCCGGCUGAUGUGGUGAAGAGUCGACUGCAGGCCGACGCUCAGCUUCAGAGGAAAUACAAGGGAAUCUUGCACUGUAUCAUCGACAGUUACAGGACAGAAGGGAUGCAGGUUUUCUUCCGGGGAGCAUCUGUAAACGCCAUCCGAGGAUUCCCGAUGAGCGCCACCAUGUUCCUGACCUACGAACUCUCGCUGCAGUUCUUCAGGAGCCUGUAGGUCAACAACAGAAAACAAACAAACAAAAAAAAAACAGCUGUGUCUUUGAGACGAGAGACAUCAGAAAGUUGAAGAAGUCGAUGAAAACUGAGAUAAAAUAUGAGCUAUAAUCACAGCUGGUUGAUCCGUGAUGGUUUAAGCUAACACCAGGUUGCACAUUUGAAUUAAUGAGAAAAACGACAUCAAAAUCAUCCAUGUUUUUCUGGGUGUUUUCACCUAAACCAGGUUUUUGUCUGAGGACAUUUGUUCACAGUGUGAGAGACAGUCCUGACAUUAAGCAGCAAAUAUAAAAUUUUAUAUUUUACAUUUAUUACGAGCUCACACAGAUGUGUUUGUGAUGAUAGCUAGCUAACUGGGACAAUCGUCCAAACAAGUCCAUUGAAGGUUUAAACUAUUAGCAUAAUAAAGUUAACCAAACAUAACUAGUAACACAUUUAUUUUCUGUUAUUGAUAUACUUUCGGCUUUACUUUACUUAAUACUUUACUUUACUUAAUAUACUUUCUUACGUUCUGUUUUUAAUUUAUAAAUUUCUACUCUAGUAUCUAGAUACUAGUAAUUAACUAACUAGCUACUAGCUAUCUAACUAUAUAUUGUCAGUUGGUUACCCGGUACAAUAGAGAGUAAGCAGCUAACUAACUAGCUAGUUAUCAAUCUAUAUAUUAUCAGUUUGCUAGCUGGUCCAAUACAUUGCUAGCAAGCUAGCUUGCUUGUUUCUGUGUAAACAAGUUAAUUCUUUUCAGAAUCGACAGGAAUAAAUGCUAAACUAUUAGCGCAUUAAGCUAACAGGAGACAAAGCUGUGGAUGAUUUUGGUGUCAAUGUUUUCAUUAUUCUAUCACAUUUUUACAUUUAUUACCAAAGAUCUGUGGUUACUUAAAGGGGAGUGAAGUUAAAUGUUGCACAGAAAAAACUGUUGUCCCUCAGAAUCACACAGUUAUGUAAAUGUGAAGUCUGAUUGUUGAGCGAAAGAUUUAAAAAAUGGAAGUGAGGAUGAAACUAAUGUGAUCGUUCAAAGUUCACAUGAGUUUGAACCUGAAAACAUCUCUUGACCGGCAGUGAAUCCCAUAAUCGAUAUCUUUGGUCGUUUCUCAGAAAAAGGAGGGAACAUUGCACUUUGACGUCAGCAACAUGAGCAAAACAAUUUAAGUCUGAAUUUUGAUUUUUAAUUCACUUUAAUUUUUAGGUUCUUGUUACCGUUUACAAAAACAUUAUAAUCCAAAAAUAUCAGGUACUUGUUAUUUGUUUUUGCCGCUUGAAUCCGUGUCAUGUUGACUCUUACACUGCACAAAGUCUGAAUGUGCCUCACAUGUUAGCAUGCACUUGUAUAUAUUGUUAUAUUAUAUUUUUGUGUUUCUUAUAUUAAGAAAAGUGGGUUUUAUUUGUCGAUUUUGACUUAAAACAUGAGCUUUGUCAAUCAUACUUUUAAAAGAGUAGUUCAAGUGUGGCCAAAUAACAAAAGGCCCAACCAAUCACAUCAAUGUCACUUAAAGUCUAUUACAUUUUAGGAAAAUUGGAAUUCUUAAACGACUCACUCUCCCACACCAAACUCCAUAGAGAAAAUCGUUGAUUUUAGCUCAUGUAGACACAGGAGCUGCUGGUCUACUGCUGCCUCUUGUGGCCACUUUGUGUCACUGAGUUAAUCUGAACAAAGAAUUUCAAACCCCGAAUUUAAAAAAUAACAUAUUUGAACUUACUGAUGGAGGCAGCAGUGGAUGGACAACUCCUGUGUGCUGUGAUGUCAAAAUUGCUGUAUUUCUCUAUGGACUCUGGUGUGGAAGAGUUUAUGGUUCACAAACUUCAGUUUCCUGGUGAAAAAGUUUCUCCCUGCAAAAUAAAGUGGAGAACAUAGUGUUAGGAUACUGUAGACAUAAGCAGGCAUAGAUUUUUUUUUGGGUGACCUUUAAAUUUAAAUCGACUGAAUUUAGAAACAGGCCAGUAUAACACAGGGUUACAAUAUUAUUGCUAUUUUGUGCGUAUGCAGCAUAAACAUGGUCACAGUCACAGCUUGUGACACACACACAGAAUAUGUUUACUUUUCAUCUGAAAUGACUAAAAUAUUCGUUUUUAAUGCAGGAAAUGAUUCAUCUGCUCAUUUUAAAAUGUGAAUAUGUAUUUACCUGCCUUACAGUUGUAUUUCUUGUCAUGUAAAUACUUGUACAUACAUACAUAUAUGUACAUAUAUAUGUAUAUAUAUACAUAUAUAUGUAUAUAUAUAUACACAUAUAUGUAUAUCUCUGUAAUCUGCCAUUCCAGAAGUGUCUUAUAUUGUACAUAGGGCAAUAAAGCUUUUUGAACACA
Molecule: messenger RNA, 3454 nt
Organism: Solea solea (common sole)
Lineage: Eukaryota; Metazoa; Chordata; Actinopteri; Pleuronectiformes; Soleidae
Gene: slc25a48
Product: solute carrier family 25 member 48
Exons: 7
Coding region: 231-1157 (308 amino acids)
Biological process (GO): transmembrane transport
Cellular component (GO): mitochondrion
Molecular function (GO): transmembrane transporter activity
Source: RefSeq, a predicted model, not a curated record